AUGUCGCCGGAAAUCAUCGACAACAAGGCUGCCAGCGGCAUCUCGUACUUCACACCGGCCCAAGAACCGGCUUCGGGCGCUCAGCUUAGUGGCUCGACAAAACUGUUUACUCCUCUCACAAUCCGUGGUGUCACAUUCCAGAACCGCCUCUUCCUUCCCCCGUUGUGUCAGUACUCUGCCAAGAAUGGGUAUGCCAACGAUUGGCACCUUACGCAUCUCGGCGGCAUUAUCCAGCGAGGCCCAGGUCUCACCAUCAUGGAGGCAACAGCGGUGCAGCCACACGGUCGCAUCACGCCCCAAGAUCUGGGCCUCUGGGAGGACGGCCAGAUCGAGCCAUUGGAGCGCAUCACCGAGUUCGCCCAUGGCCAGAACCAGAAGAUUGCAAUCCAGCUGGCCCAUGCCGGCCGUAAAGCUAGCUGCGUUGCGCCAUGGCUGAGCGCCAACGCUGUUGCUGUCAAGGAGGUCGGCGGCUGGCCCGACGAGAUUGUUGCCCCGUCGGCUAUCCCACAAGAUGCAGUCAACCCUGUGCCUAAGGCCAUGACCCAGCAGGAUAUCGAGACGUUCAAGAGAGACUUCGUGGAGUCCGCCAAAAGGGCCGUCAAGGCGGGUUUUGAUGUCAUUGAAAUCCACUCUGCUCACGGAUACUUGCUGCACUCCUUCUUGAGCCCUGUCAGCAAUAAGCGAACCGAUAACUACGGUGGCAGCUUUGAGAACAGAACUCGACUACUUCUAGAAGUCGCCGAAGAUGUCCGCGCAGCGAUCCCCAAUGACAUGCCCCUGUUCGUCCGCGUCAGUGCUACCGACUGGUUCGAAUUCGACGCCAACUCGCAGGCCGAGUUCCCCGAGAGUUGGACGGUUGCUCAAUCUACACAGCUUGCCUCGCUGCUGGCAGACAGAGGAGUUGAUCUGCUCGACGUUAGCUCGGGCGGUGUACAUGCCAAGUCAGCAACCGCAAUCAAGUCAGGCCCGGCCUACCAAGCACCUUUCGCUCGGGAUAUCAAGAAGGCUGUUGGCGAAAAGAUUCAGGUGUCAGCUGUUGGUGGUAUCAAGACAGGAACCUUGGCUGAGGAAGUUCUGCAGUCAGGUAUCGAUGUCGUCAUGGCCGGCCGCUGGUUCCAGAAGAACCCUGGCUUGGCAUAUGCCUUUGCUGAUGAGCUCGGUGUGGAUGUCAAGAUGGCCAACCAGAUUGGAUGGGGAUUUGGCGGACGCGGUAACAGAGGCAACAACGGCCGUCUAUAA
This is a messenger RNA of Neoarthrinium moseri, 1239 nucleotides long. RefSeq lists its product as uncharacterized. Lineage: Eukaryota; Fungi; Ascomycota; Sordariomycetes; Amphisphaeriales; Apiosporaceae. Gene Ontology annotation, cellular component: intracellular anatomical structure. The record is from RefSeq and is a predicted model, not a curated record. The coding region runs from base 1 to 1239 and encodes 412 amino acids. Gene Ontology annotation, molecular function: NADP binding; NADPH dehydrogenase activity; FMN binding. The transcript has a single exon.